AUGGAAUCUACUCAAUCUGUCGCUGAACCACUGGAUUUGGUUCGCCUUUCACUUGACGAAAAUGUUUAUGUAAAGUUACGAGGAGAUCGUGAAUUGAAUGGACGUCUUCAUGCUUAUGACGAGCAUCUGAAUAUGGUUCUAGGAGAUGCUGAAGAAAUAAUUACAAUUAUUGAUGAAGAAGAACCCACAGAGGGACAGGCAUUCAAAAACAUUCGAAAACAUUAUGAGAUGCUUUUUGUUCGUGGUGAUUCCGUUAUCCUCAUUGCACCUCCUCGUACCUAA
Molecule: messenger RNA, 282 nt
Organism: Schizosaccharomyces osmophilus
Lineage: Eukaryota; Fungi; Ascomycota; Schizosaccharomycetes; Schizosaccharomycetales; Schizosaccharomycetaceae
Gene: lsm3
Product: Lsm2-8 complex subunit Lsm3
Exons: 5
Coding region: 1-282 (93 amino acids)
Biological process (GO): P-body assembly; mRNA splicing, via spliceosome
Cellular component (GO): U6 snRNP; P-body; Lsm1-7-Pat1 complex
Molecular function (GO): RNA binding
Source: RefSeq, a predicted model, not a curated record